AUGUUGGAACUAGUGGAACUACAUGUCGACAUGGCCCGCCCAGUGUCUAGGGACACCACCAUCGGACACCACCCUCGGCUACUCCACAUUCGAUACAAUCGUACAGUAGGAGGUACCACUAUGUUUCACACACUGCAGCCCGCCAGACCGCAGGUACAGCAAUCGCAGCCACAGAACGCCCACUAUCAACACCAGAUCCGACACAACCCCACUGAAGCUCAACCCGCACAGCUCAUGACAGCACCACGCAGCCAGACCGAAGCCAUGCCGCCGACCAGAACACCGCCAAUGCCUUCAGUACCGCUGCAGCCUGUAUACAACCCCGCCACGACACACCCGGUCUUCUUCAUGAACAGCUUCCGCAAACCGCCCUUCCCGCUACCCCUCGAUGCUGGCCUGAAUCCAGUGGCCACCGGCUACGUCUUUGCAAGAGAUGGCAUGGCGACCAAGACGAAGCUGUGA
Molecule: messenger RNA, 462 nt
Organism: Fulvia fulva
Lineage: Eukaryota; Fungi; Ascomycota; Dothideomycetes; Mycosphaerellales; Mycosphaerellaceae
Exons: 2
Coding region: 1-462 (153 amino acids)
Source: RefSeq, a predicted model, not a curated record